CAAAGCAUCGUCUGAUGGAAAAGCACUCGAGGUAACAUCGGUUCAAAUGAAGCACAAUCAUGUCACUUCGAAGGUUCUACAUGCACAUAACCCUAGCCAAAGAAAACAGUAACAUGAAGGAAAGCGUCAAGGAUUAUUUGAAUAUGAAGGCCAAUAGAAAAAUGAUACAGCAAAAAGUUCAAGAAAGUGCCAAUGUAGCUGUUUUGCGAGACGAAGACAAUAAUUUCAGAGGACUUUUCAUUCAAAGUCCAACCAUGAAAAGUACAAUGAAGGCUUUUCCAGAAUUUCUUGCAGUAGAUGCUACAUAUAAAUUAUGAUGAUGCAGUUGUAUUUGAAACUAAAAAUCAGUCUUCUCUGGAACACUCUGAGGUUUGUGACGAGACGGACCUUCAAGACAGAAACAAUAUGAGUGAAGCGCUCAUAUUAGAUAAUAGAAAUACAUCAACUCUUGGUCAGUCACCUGUGGAAGCACCUGAGUUUUGUAACGAGCUGGUUAUAGAGGAGGAAAUGACACGAAAUGAAGCGCAUCAACUUUCCUAUAUUAGUGAUUCAGUUUUAAAUGACGUCAACAACCAGUCCCAUCAAAUAGUUGAAGUCAAUGAUUUCGCUUUGACAACAAUUAAGAUGCCUGUUUCAAUAAAAAAACGAGGACGUCCAAAAGGACAGGACUUACCAGUCAUAGGACUACCAAAGAAAAAGAAAAGAUGUACUGUAGCAUUUGCUAAACAAUCCUAUCAUGAAAAACAAAAUGUAAUCCUGGAUUGCUUCGUUAAGGAUCGUAAUAUCGUUCGAGACAUCACAAAUGGGAAAUUUCUUGAAACUGUAGACCUAUGGAGUGUAGAGGUAAGGAGAAAUAACUGUAGCAAGAUCCUAAAAUUUAAGACAUGCGCUGAACAUUUUAGAACAGAUGAUUCAAGACAUAAUAUUUGACGUGAAGCAAACGCGAAGCCGCGGGUUUCAAAAAAAUACAAUUUUAUUUUCAUGUUGCAUGAAAUAAAUUACAGAUUUUUAUUCAACAGCAACAGACUAGGCCCUUUUUUAUUGUUUCUCAUAAGUUAUUUCGCAAAUAUCAUUCAAGACGACGAAAAAAUAUUGUGAUCGUUUUAGUUUAAAAUUAAUGUUAAUUAUAAUUAACACAGAUAACAUAAGAUUAUGUUAUCUGUGAUAAUUAAGAAAACUUUAAAGUAAUAAUAAUUGGUGAUGGGUUUUAAAUAAAUAUAAUGCAGCUUUAAAAUAACUCCAUACAUUUAUUUUGUAUAAAAGUCAAUAUGUGUGUGUGUGUGUGAUUUUAUUAUCAAUUAUUCAGAAGCAAUAGACUGGGCAUCUUUUUUUAUUGUUAAC
Sitophilus oryzae (rice weevil) is the source of this 1341-nucleotide messenger RNA. RefSeq lists its product as uncharacterized. The coding region runs from base 60 to 317 and encodes 85 amino acids. Lineage: Eukaryota; Metazoa; Arthropoda; Insecta; Coleoptera; Curculionidae. The record is from RefSeq and is a predicted model, not a curated record. The transcript has 3 exons.